This is a messenger RNA of Annulohypoxylon truncatum, 2736 nucleotides long. Its product is annotated as Mysoin-binding motif of peroxisomes-domain-containing protein. The record is from RefSeq and is a predicted model, not a curated record. The transcript is spliced from 4 exons. Gene Ontology annotation, molecular function: myosin binding. Lineage: Eukaryota; Fungi; Ascomycota; Sordariomycetes; Xylariales; Hypoxylaceae. Bases 461 to 2323 code for a protein of 620 amino acids.
GUUCCACUUUACGUUCUUUUCCACCCGUGAUUGUUUCCUUCGUUUCUCUCGGGUUUUUCUAUGGGGAAAGCUCCCCUUGCUCUCCCCUGUUUCCACGGGGGUCUCGGACAUUACAUACGCCUAUACUUAGCUUAGGUACUUGCCUAAAUUAGAGAAGCAUUAUGGUAGGCAGGGCAGGGUAAUCUCGUACAAUUUCGUACAAUUCAAAUGAACAAAGCACUUGACAAGUAAACUUAACUUCCUUUCAAUAACGACUGCUUUCCUUACAACAAAAUAUUUCCUUUGCUAAAUUCUGCUGACCCCCCCUUUCUUCUCUAUUUUCCUUACAUGUUACAUGUUUGAUUGUUCCUUUUACCAAAUCGAACCGAGUCAUUCCUUGUGGAGCUAUUCGCAAAACUGAGUGAAUCACGAGCACUUUCGCGCCAGAUGGACGCGAUCCGUCGUGUGACACCUCAAUUACAUGGAGACUCACGUAGAUGAGGGAACGCCUUUGAGCAACUACCUCGAGGGCACCGGAGAGAGAGAUGAAGCGCAGUGGCAGGAAGCCGAAGAUGCCACGGACCACGACUUCUCACCGGAAUCUAGCCCACCACGAGAUUUCGCUCCGAGAGGUUUAGCAAAGGUCCGGAAGAAGUUUCGGGAAAACUUACCGAGACCUUUGUGUAUUGAUUCUAAUACUUUCCCUUCGCGUAUCAACCUUGAUGAGAUCCAUAACCACGCGUCACCUCUCUUCGACGUGCUGCACCUCUUCGUCGAAGCAGUUACUUCGUCCAUCGACCAUGCUAAAUCGAUCGGCUUCCUCGAACGGUUGCGUCUUGCCAUCAUUCAAUCCCAGCUUCUAGAUAACCCCUUGGUGCUAGGUUAUCAACCAUCGAUAGAACCCGAACCGUCGCAACCAGAAAAUGAACCGAGUUUCCAUGGUCUGACGGCUUCCGGUGCCGUUGCUGCGGCCGUAUUUGGCUUCAGUGCGGCAUCCCUGGUUCGGUGGUUCGCGCUUGGGGGUUUUAUGCCGACUUGGAAACGGCUCUUGAUUUCUACAGUAGUAACUUCUGUGGUGCUCCUAGUCGCUAGGGCAUAUGUGCGAAGGCAACUCCUGAGGAACAUCCAAAAGCAAGGGUUGGCAGAGGCCUCGACAUUCUUCUCGCUUUCGCGAGAGUACGACUGUGCGAACAGUGCAGCUCUCAACUUCGUUAUGGAGGUAGAAUUAGUUGCUCGCGGAUAUCGACUGAGCACGCCUAUCCCCCCUAUUAGCCGAUUGGAGAAUAAUGGACAAAACGUCAAGUGCCUUCAACUAAGGAAUUCUCUUCGGACGAGCCUCGCAGAAGUUAUCUCUAAGUACUACCAGAUAGCUUUCACAAUAUGGGCAUUUGCAGAACAAACCGAAUUACUGCAGUUACAAUCUCAAUAUCAGUUUACUGUUGCCGAUGUAGUGGAACGAUUUCAAGUGUUUUCCAAGGCAGACCCCCAGAAUGCCGAAAAAUUACAACCCCUGAAGGAUGCCGCAUUCCUCUUCCAUGAUAUCCGAAAGAUGUUUUUAAGCGGUUUACUAGCUCUCCAUAGCGCCGGCAACGAUACCGAUCGGCUUCGUUUCUCGACGAUACUGGAGGCGUUUAAAGAAUUAAAUGUGUCUACGAAGCAAGCGUACGUGCGGGUGAGAGAUAUCUUGGCUGAUAACGACUUUCAAAUUCCCAAAACUCCACGUAGUCCUGAGACCCCUGGCCACGACCGAUGGCGUCACCAAGUUCGAAGACUCAACUCGAUGACCAUGAACAUCCGCAGUGUGCAGGCAAAGUUACACCUUCUGCGCGAAGAGUCAUCCAAGGCCUUGAAUGAAGCCGACGAUAUCAGCGAUCUUGGUCCAUUAUUUAUGGCCCAGUACGAUUCGAUCGGGCAAGAUCUCCGAGACUUGAUGGAAGCGUGGCAGACCGGCAAGGCCUCGCUGGCGUCUGGCAUCGAUAGGAACGAGAAGCGCCUGUCAUCUAUUGGCUCUACGCUUGUGUCUCCUUUAAGUACGAUGAGUGGACGAACGAUAGCGGAAGAGGACGAGAGCAGCCAGGAUGGGCACGACGGUAUUGCCGAUGCAUUAAAGAAGCUUAACGGAGACGCUACGCCGCCGAUGGAGAUCGAACCCGAGGUUUUCGAGGCCAUAUCUAUUCCUCGACCGAAGAGCUUGCUUACGCGAGAAGAAAGAAUUAUCAGGAUGAGAGAGGAUCGCAAGAGCAAAGAGAUUGCCAAGGCGAAAGCCGAAGCCCAAAGGGGCAUGAUGCGAGAAUUACAAGGAGUACUGGACAGAAAACCCGGACGUGGCCGAGUCUCUCUUUAAAAAUUUCCUUGAUAUCUGUAUCACUUCGACUAACAGCAUUGACUGAGCUUGUGGCGUUGGUAACGAUUAAAUCAUGAACUGGGUCAUCAUCGGUUGCACUACGGCGUAUUUGGGAUAGAGCGAUCCGGCUUGAAGUUCUAUUCACCACGGCGUGGUUUGGCUUGGUUUUACAUAGGGUAGGGGGCGUAUAUAUAGAGAGCUGGUCAUCCAUACGAUCUUUGCGCAUAAUGCUUUUUUUUCUUAUGUCGCCGUAUAUAUGCACAACCAACACCUACCUAUCUAGGUCUAUAUAUAAUAAAACCAAAUUUGAGAAGACGGGGAUAUUCCGAGGUCUUCUCCUAAUUAUCUUCUUAGAUCCUUAAGAAUAGAUAGCUAAACAUAAGAAUUAAUACUAUAUAUUAAUCAUACCUCGA